AUGGCCGACCACACCCACCCGGAGCAUCCCACCGCCCUCAUCCCCGAUCUCCUCAAGCUCUUCUACUCGCUGGGCUGGGUCACCGGCACUGGUGGCGGCCUUUCUGUCAAGCAUGACGGCAAGGUGUACAUCGCGCCGUCGGGCGUGCAGAAGGAGCGCGUACAGUCGGACGACAUGUUCAUCUACGGCGAGGACGAGCAGCUGAUCGAGGCGCCCUGCAAGAAGCACCUCCGACCGUCGGCCUGCACCCCUCUCUUCUUCAACGCCUACCGCGUGGGUGCCGGCGCCGUCAUUCACACGCACUCGAUGCACGCUAUGCUGGUGACGCUGCUCUACGACAAGGAGUUCAGGAUCACGCACAUGGAAAUGAUCAAGGGCAUCAAGGGCCUGGGCUACCACGACGAGCUGGUGGUGCCCAUCAUUGAGAACACGGCCCACGAGGCCGACCUCAAGGAGAGCAUGGACCAGGCGAUCAAGGCCUACCCCAAGGCCACUGCCGUCCUUGUGCGCCGCCACGGCGUCUACAUCUGGGGUGACACUUGGGAGCACGCCAAGACCCAGGCCGAGUGCUACGACUAUCUGUUUGAGGCAGCCAUCAAGAUGAAGCAGCUUGGCCUUGACCCAACUCAGAAGCCCACCACCCCCAGCUCGUGA
Acanthamoeba castellanii str. Neff is the source of this 654-nucleotide messenger RNA. RefSeq names its product methylthioribulose1-phosphate dehydratase. Lineage: Eukaryota; Discosea; Longamoebia; Acanthamoebidae. The transcript is spliced from 5 exons. Gene Ontology annotation, molecular function: methylthioribulose 1-phosphate dehydratase activity; metal ion binding. The record is from RefSeq and is a predicted model, not a curated record. The coding region runs from base 1 to 654 and encodes 217 amino acids. Gene Ontology annotation, cellular component: cytoplasm.